Molecule: messenger RNA, 624 nt
Organism: Rangifer tarandus platyrhynchus (Svalbard reindeer)
Lineage: Eukaryota; Metazoa; Chordata; Mammalia; Artiodactyla; Cervidae
Source: the annotation of a GenBank genome assembly
AUGAAUUUUUCCCUGUUGCGGGAUUCUGCAGAUGUAGUGGUGGUUGCUGUGAUGGUGGGCUCUAUGGAAUUAAUGGUGUUUGCUGUGGUAGACUCAGUGGAAAUGGUGCAGGGUUCUGUGGAAGUGGCAGUGGUUGCUGUUCUGGUGGUGGAUUUUAUGGAAGUGGUUAUUGUUGCUGUGGUGGUGGGUUCAGUGGAAGCAGUGGUGAUUGCUGUUCUGCUGGGUUCUGUAGUGGUGAUAUUGUUUGCUGUGGUGGAGAGUUCUGGUAAUAUACUGACGGUUGCUAUAGAACUGGGUGCUGUGAAACUGAUGGGUGCUGACGUGAUCAUGGAGGGGGAAGGCGCCCUUUUGUGCCAGGAGGGGGAAGGCGCCCGUUUGUGCCAGGAGGGGGAAGGCGCCCGUUUGUGCCAGGGGGAGGAGGGGGAAGACGGCCUCUUGUGCCAGGAGAGUGAGGGGGAAAACGCCCUUUUGUGCCUGGAGAGGGAGGGGGAAAAUGCCCUUUUGCCCCAGGACGGGGAAGGCGCCCUUUUGUGCCAGGAGAGGGAAGGCGCCCUUUUGUGCCAGGGGGAGGAGGGGGAAGACGGCUUCUUGAGCCAGGAGGGACAGGGGGAAGACGCCUUUUAG